AUGGCGAAGCUUCCCCUCUCCGGGCUUCUCAACGAGCGCAGUAGCGUACCACUCUCGGGCAGUCCCUCUCCGCCGCUCCUUCUCCGGCUCAACGCCCGUCGCUCAAGCAGUCGCCAAGCCGAUGCUGGGGCUCCGGAGUUGUCAAUACGCGCGGCGGGUUUGUCAGUGAUAAGCGUCUUCGAUUUAGAGCCCAUCCUCACCGUGAUAAAGGAGAUUGGGGCGGAAGUGACGUUUGAGGGAAGGGGUAUACGGCCAAGAUGCUUGCAAAUGGCGACUCGAAUACGAGCUAGUGCCCUGGUAGCCAGAGGCCGGAUCGGGGCCGGCGAUUCUAGACAUAGGGACGGCGUCGAUGUGGGGGGCGAGGAGACCUGGUUCAUGAGCCCUGAAGGGAGGAAGAGGGAGAGGCUUGUCUCCACACCCAUACGUACCUUAAGCGAACACGAGCUGUAUCACCUGCUGUCGACACAGCGUAAGGGCUCUCGAAUCGGCCUCCAACGCUCCAAGAUCAAGAUGCCCGAACGUGCGCUAUGGGCGCGGGCGUAUGCUGACAAGAUCCAUAAAGGCGUACUCCGCGCAUUUCGAUGCACGCGCUCCGGCGCGGAGUUUUCGCCUCACUCCCGCAAGGCGAUAGCAAUCGACACCCCCUUCGACAUCCAGGACGCACUGCGCAAGGCCGACCGCCUGGCCUUAGAGCGAGAGCUGGCAGCGGAUACAGCCCCUCCUGACGAGCACGACGUCGAGCUCAAGGCGAGCGCUCGCGAGCGCGCUGCUUCCAAGAAUAAAUAUCGGGCAAAGAGGAGGGCACGAAGGGAGGACGAGCUGGCACGGGUGGGCACGUCUCAGAAGCGUGUUGCUCGUAAGCGGCGCCAUGCUGCACAGUUCGAGGUAGAGGUGCCGGACACACUUGAGCAGAUGCAUGGUAGCACGUCUGGAUACCAAGCACGCCGUCUUCCGGUGAGUGCUCUGGAGCGGAAGGAGAUAACGCUGGAAAGUGCGGAGAUAGAGGGGUUUCAACGAGUGGAUGAUAUGACCCCCAAUGCUCUGGGGACCGAUGGUGACUCGCUCGUGGUUGCGGUAUUGGCAGGAAGCCUUUCGCAGAAGGGGAGCUGGCUGGAGGGCCCCCACGCGGUCACCGCCGCCCUUGCCAUCGCCCAAGCUCCAUAUCACUUCACGCCGACUCCGGAAAACCAUCGCCGCGGGGAUUUCCUGCAGCGUGGCUUGGGAUAUCCCAUGGAGGUGGCCGGAAGGUAA
Molecule: messenger RNA, 1251 nt
Organism: Gloeophyllum trabeum ATCC 11539
Lineage: Eukaryota; Fungi; Basidiomycota; Agaricomycetes; Gloeophyllales; Gloeophyllaceae
Exons: 6
Coding region: 1-1251 (416 amino acids)
Source: RefSeq, a predicted model, not a curated record